Messenger RNA from Lodderomyces orthopsilosis Co 90-125, 1656 nucleotides. RefSeq lists its product as uncharacterized. The record is from RefSeq and is a predicted model, not a curated record. The transcript has a single exon. Lineage: Eukaryota; Fungi; Ascomycota; Pichiomycetes; Serinales; Debaryomycetaceae. Bases 1 to 1656 code for a protein of 551 amino acids.
AUGCUCACUGACAACUGGAAAGACCUUGCCGGUAAAGCGCAAUCGACAUUUCAAAACUCUUUAAAACAAGCCAUCGAUCUUGCAGACUUUGAUGAUGAAUUAGCCAAAAAAUAUAGGAUCUUACCUUCAGCUAUUGGUACAAAUUGUGAAGACUUUGGGUCACCUGCUGAGUAUCCUUUGGAAGAGUAUUUAAAAACAUUACCUCAAAAAGUGUUGGACAUUACCGAAAAAGACCCGGUGGAAUUAUUGAAGGAUCUCAAAUGUAAAAAGGUUACGUGUGUUGAAGUAUUGAAAGCAUACACUGCAGCUUCAAUUGUCGCUUCCAAAUUGACCAAUUGUGUGCAGGAGUUUUUGCCAGUUGAAGCUCUUCAAUAUGCUCAGCAAUUAGAUGCAAACUACGAAAGCAAGAAACACCUUCCCUUAUAUGGCUUACCAUUUUCAAUUAAGGAGAUGAUCCCAUUUGUUGGCAGAUCGGUGACUCAUGGAUCUUUGUGUUAUCUUGACAGGGUAGUUGACUACAACGCAGACAUUGUCAACAUCUUGAUCGCAAAUGGAGCUUACCCAUUCGUUAGAACUACAAACCCACAAUCAUUGAUGAUGCUUGAAUGCGUUUCAUUUGCGCAUGGUCGUACCGUGAAUUCACACAAUGGUAACCUUACUUCUGGUGGAUCUUCUGGAGGGGAAGGAGCAUUGAACGGGUUAAGGGCAAGUCCAUUUGGCUUAGGCAGUGACAUUGGUGGUAGUAUCAGGUGUCCUGCAGCUUUUAAUGGAAUUUAUGGAUUGAGAACAACAUUGGGUAGAAUCCCUACCGCAGAUUACUUCUCCUGCAAUAUGGGAUCUGAAUCGAUCCUCUCGGUAACAGGACCUUUGUCUAGAUCAUUGGAUACUGUCAAUUUGGUGAUGAAGACCGUCAUUGAAGCAAAACCAUGGUUGAUAGACCCCACUUUAGUUCCAUUGAGCUGGAAGAAACCCUAUCAAAGAAAAUACAGAGUGGGAAUUUAUUGGUCGGACAAAAUUGUCAAUCCGUCUCCACCAAUCAAAAGAGCUUUGACAGUAGUUAGCAAAAAGCUCAACAGCUUAGGGAAUUUUGAAGUUGUCCCCUUUGAACCAUAUAAACCCGAAAAGGUUGCUCAAAUUUUAGGAAAAUUGUAUUUCGAGGACGGAGCUAGGGAUUUCCGCUCUACUUUGCAAACAGGCGAGCCACUUCUUGAACAAACAAGAUGGGCAAUUGAAGGGGCAGAGGACUUGGAUAUGCAUGAGCAAUGGUAUUGGAAUUUGGAGAAACAAGCGUACAGAAAGAAGUUUUUAAAACAUUGGUGCGGGUAUACCGAUGCUGAUGGCAACGUCCUCGAUGCAGUAAUUGCUCCUGUAUUCCCCAAUGUUGCAGCAAAACAUGAGACUACAAAGUAUUGGACAUAUACAUCACAAUGGAAUUUAUUGGACUACCCGGUAUUGGCAUUCCCAGUUACAAACGUUGAUGAAUCCUUAGAUCAACCAUAUACAGAUUACACACCACUUAACGAUUUAGACAAAUACUUUUACAAACAGUACGACAGUCCAAGCUCGUUCCUGAAGGCUCCAGCAAACUUGUGCCUUGUGGGUUUGAGAUUCACUGAUGAAAAGUUGGUGGAAAUUGCCCAAAUUUUGAGAGGUUGA